UCCGGCUGCUGUUGUCGGUCGAUAGGUUGGUUAACUAGUUAGCUGUUCGCAAACACGGUCAACGGUAAUAACACAAGCAAAUACAAUCAGCCGAUGAUACACAUAGAUGAAACGACAGGUUUGGUCUGAAGUGCAAAGUGUAUCGCGAGUGUUCUAGUAGGAAUUAGUUUUGUGCUUAUCAUAGUACUCACAUAAACCAAUCCUUUAGCUACAAGCGAAGUACGCUGUGUGCAGGGUAAGUAAAUCGCAUUCUGUUGGUUCCGCCAUGUUCUUGGCCCCACGGAGAAACGUCCUGGCCAUCGUGCUGCUGGUCGGAAGCUUUUUGGCCUGCGUAUCCGCUGAACAACAUGCUCUAGCAAGUUUGACGAAGCCGUCGCAGAAGAUGGAGGCUACCAAAAAACCAGUAGCUCCGAAGAAGAAUGUAUCUCCAAAAACUAAUCUUUCUAAUAAGGAGUUGUCCACUACCUCCAUAUCUCCCUCUUCGGAUGCACAGUCCUCCGAAAGUUCCAGCGAUCUGGUCAGCCAUUCUUCUCAAAAUUCAGACCCAUCUGAGCAAUCUUCAGCAGCAACUCGGUUGUCGAACCAAAAUACCGAUACUCCGCCUUCUGUAGAUACUUCUUCUAAACGACCACCAUCAGGACAAGGUCAAGAUGCUGAAACUGGUGCUGCCUUUAGCACUGACGAGGUAACAAUGCCAUCUGUGUACAGCAUACCAUCAGACUACACAAAUCAAACGGACGAAGCUCACGAAUACUAUAGUUCAUCUAUAGUGACAGACCCGGUGCGUGCUGACACGCUCUGGAUAGAUUUGGAUAGGCUUUCAGAUACCGUUACACACGAUAUGCUGAGUGAGAGCUAUCGCCGGGCAGCGACAGUCAACCUGACAUUCCUGUUUCCGUUCUACGGCCACCCCAUCAACAAUGUAACAAUAGCUACAGGAGGCUUUCUUUACGUUGGCUACGCUCUGCACCUCUGGCUGGCAGCUACACAGUAUAUUGCACCGUUAAUGGCAAACUUUAAAGCAUCUGUCAACUCAUCCGCUUCAGCUCUAAAAUAUCACGACAACGGAACGAUGUUUGUAGUGGAGUGGCGAAAUGUCCACCUGGAUGAUAAACCGGAAGCCGGGAAUUUUACCUUCCAAGCAAUUCUACAUGACAACGGUGAUAUCUUUUUUGUUUACCGUGAGAUUCCUAUUGCUAUUUCGGAGAUAGCUGAGAAAAAUCAUCCCGUUAAAGUCGGAAUUUCUGACGCAUACCUCUUCAAUAGCGUUGUGUCUCCUCUGAAGCGGAAAACAAUUUACGAAUACCAUUCGAUUAACAAAAAAUCAGAUCUGCUGCGUUCGCACACGGCUAUAGUAAUGAGUGCGCUGCCCACCUGCGUGUCUUUGAAGACAUGCGAGGAAUGUACUACUGCUCAGAUCAACUUUAACUGCACGUGGUGCGACGCUGUCAGACGCUGUUCUUCAGGUGUCGAUCGACAUCGCCAAAGCUGGAUCAACAACAAAUGCAAAGAAAAUGCCAUGAUACACAAAGACCAGUGUCGUAUGGAAGCAGUAAACGCACUUGCGGUUGGGGGAGCGGCAGCAGCGGCCUCCAGUGAUGGUAGUAACAGCAGUAGUGACGCAGGAGGCCUUUUAGCACUGCUUGUUCUUGUCGUACUCAUCUUGGCGCUUGUCGGCUGGUUGAUUUACGCGUAUCACAACCCUAGGUCAGCCAGUGGGCAGCUCCUAAUUAAGUAUCGACCUUCACAAUGGAAACGCCACGGGGAAGCCCGGUACAUUGCAGCUGGUUCGUUGCAUAUGUGAAGAAAAAACAAUAAUGAAGAGUGGCGCUCUUUCUGAGCUUGAUAGGUAGUGGCGAAAUGAAACACGGAAAGGUCUGCCAGGAUAUUUAACUUGCGUUUUUACUAGAGGAGCAACAGUUGUACUUUAGCAAAGAUAAUUAGAUGGACCAGAUGUAACAGUAGCAGCAAAUAUUGAUCGUACCACAGAUGAUACGAUCCAACAAAAUACCUUUUCUCUAUCACCUUUAUGAUAACACAUGGUGCAACCUGGCUUGUAAAGUGGCUUAUGAUAAAUCAUACAGUUCAUAAUUCAUACACACCUAUCGCGGCGCGUCCUAAUAUAUUUAGUUGUUUUCCUACGCGAUAACGCUCAUAACCUCUUUUUUACGAAUUACCGUAUCAAUAACCUGUAACUGGCAAUAAUACAUAGUCGAGAAGUUGACAGCAAUGAACAAUCUUCAUUGAGCCAUUUAUACAUCUAGCGCGCAGUCCACAGUGUAACUCUGCAUACAUCAGUCAAAAGGAGUCUGUUAAUCCUUGACCAAAUCGACGCAGUAACUAAUAUCCGUAUCAGUCCUGCUUGUUGUAGAAUAUAAGGCUGGACCUGUACAUGUGCACUAUGGUAGAUAGUACUCAUAGUUUGGAUCGUCGUAGGAUUUUCACUAUAUCACUAUAUUACUAAACUACUGAUGCACGCAAUGAUGGUUAUAAUUGAAGGUUCAAGUUAAAGAAAAUAUUAGGUGGAUCUAACGGAGAGGCUUUAGCCCGCACAGAUCGAAAAGACUUUUUUGUUUGAAUUUCGGUAUGUAACAUCCUUUAUUGUCCUGUUUUCCCUAAAUAUACACAUAGGACUAAGAUAAUUACCUCAAGUGACUGGAUAUUCAAUAUAAUGACUAAACAGCCAAGGCUGGUAUAAUUGAUGAGAAGAUUAAAAAGAACGAAGUUAUUUAAACAUAAAUAGGCACGUCUUUUGCUUUGGAGCGCAUUAAGUCUAUUUGGUUGAAGGCAAAUAAAAACGACUUGCGAAGCUGGUCAAGUGUCGGCAUGUACACAACUUUUCUAGCAAAUAUAAACACAGAAUUUAUUAAAACAAAUAUAAACCUAAUUACUCUUAAAUUCGUGUCAGAACAAAUCAAGAAGCGUAAAAACGUAAAAAGGGAAGCUAUUGAUAUUAUAAGUGAUAUUUAUGCAUUAAGCAUUGGUUUCAGGUUGUUUUAUUUGGUCUUGAAAAUCGCUGCCAUCCAUAUUAAUAUUGGUUACAAUUGUAUUAAUUGUCUAAAGUAUCACUAGGCUUAAGAUAAUGCUCCAUUGCGUAACUUUACGUAAAUUGGAUGUUAGCUCUGCAGUUUUAGAAAGUUUAAACAUCUCUCGGUACCAGAAACAUAAUCGGAUGGCCCUUACCAAUAAUGCGGCUGCGACUCUUUUUGGCCGUGCUUGUAUUACUUAGAUAGCUUAAUAGCUUAUAUUGUUAACUGAAACAAAUGUUUCUUUUUGUCAAGUUUUUUUUUUUUUAAAUCUUUUGAAGCUCAAGGUUUUCGCAAAUUUAUGAAUUAGAAAAACUGAAGAGUAAAAGCUGUCCUAUAAUAUUUCUUUCUGAAAUUCAUGGGCUCAUCUGGUAUAAAAAGCGCUUAAGGCUUGUGGGUAUUUUAAAACACUGAUUUUUUUUAAAUUGUCCUGUAGCAUAAUUUUUUGCACUACAAUGAAUUCCACACAGACUAAUGCUUGGCAUUGUAUUCCAGAAAGCAGUAUAAGUAAUGACAUUGUAAUUUCACUUUACUAUUCCCAAAAUAAAUUCCAGUCUCCGUUCCCCAUAUCUUCUGCACACAUUGCGACAUGGUUGCAGUCAAUUGACUGCGACCGAUCCUGAGGCCACGUAGUAUUUACUUAACGUUUCACGGUCACGCUGUUUUUGAAUAUACAAUGGAAAAUCGAAGCUUGAGCCAUAAUAAGUUAUUCAACUCUGCCUACAUAGACAAGCCAAUCAAUAUACUUGUCAAAAGCAGAAGCCUACAUUAUAUCCAUUCCAGGGAGGAAUAAAUGUAUGGACAUCUACGGACAUACGCACGAAGCGCAUAAGGUCCAAGCAGAUGCAAUAAGCCUUUUGUACCAUUUACUAAGUGGUCUUUUACUCACCUCCAAAAAUAGAAAGUUACGACUAAAAUAGUAGAAUUUUUAAUAAUGUCUCAUAAACAUCCGUACCAUAAUACAAAUAAAUUUCUGUUUGAACCCUGCCUCUACGCAUGUUAAGACGUAACACUAUAAAAAUGUUGCGCGCGGGUUCUCGUCUUUAUAAGGCGACGUGUAUGUAGUAACAAUCUUAGAUAACAACAUACCAAUCUAACCUUGCAAAGUCGGGAUUACUCUCUCGCCGUGCCUUCUAUAUAUAUAUAUAUGUCACCUAUAUUGGUAUGUAGAUAAGAAGUAGAAUAACUUGUUGACGUGUAACUACAGUAUAUAUCAAACUAUCUUGUGAUAAUACUUGAUUAAAGAAGUAAUUAUAAUAAUUCACCACUUCGUUAUGUGUAUUCACUUCCCAUCAAAUAUAG
Molecule: messenger RNA, 4328 nt
Organism: Varroa destructor (honeybee mite)
Lineage: Eukaryota; Metazoa; Arthropoda; Arachnida; Mesostigmata; Varroidae
Product: plexin domain containing lethal (1) G0289
Source: RefSeq, a predicted model, not a curated record